AUGAUGCUGGCGACGACGUCGACCCAGCGCCUGCGCCGCGAGGCCGCGUCGGCGCUGCGCGACCCUCGGCAGGCCCGGCGACUGCACUUGCUGCAGCAGCAACUGGGAAGCUCGCUGCAGCGCAACGGCGUGCGCGGCGUGCUCCGCGGCGCGCAGCAGAACCCGGCGGUGAUGCGCCAGGCGAUGCAGUCCACGCGCCCGCACUCGUUCCUGCGCAAGCCUGCUGCGGAGAAGCCGCUGAGCUGGGCGACGUGGCUGCAGGAGAACAUUCCCAAGGGCUUCGGUCGCUUCUACCCGAAGAACGGCGGCGCUAGUGGUGCGGGUGGAAAGGCUGGCGGUCCGCCCAAGGCGGCGCCCAAGACAGGUGAGAAGGGGGCAGGUGACGUUAAGAAGUUGAGCUCCAGGACUGCGGAGAGCAAGACUGGCGGCAGUGGAGGCAGCGGCGGCUCGUCGGGAGGCAGUGGAGGCGGCCCGAGCGGAAAGGAUGGCAUGGCGUAUCUCGUGCCUCUGGCUGUGGCGGCGCUGUUCCUGUCGGACUUGGCCUCGAUCGACAAGCCCAUGCAGGAAAUUACGUACCAGGAGUUCCGCAACACGUUUUUGGAGUCUGGACGGGUGGAGAAGCUCGUGGUGGUCAACAAGAAGUACGUGAAGGUGUUCCUGAACGACAUGGCUGGCGCUGCAACGGGAGCGAGCUCGGUACCGGGUGCUGGAAACGACUUCUCGGACUGGCAGGACCCCAACGCCAAGGGACAGCAUGAGUACGACUUCAGCUCGGAGCCUGAGCACCAUGGCAGCGGUGGUCGUGGAGUUAGCUUGCCUGGCAUGGGAUCGCGUGGCGGCGCUACUGGCCGUCCGAUCUCCAGUCCGACGUACUACUUCAACAUCGGCAGCGUGGAGGGUUUCGAGCGUCAGCUUGAGCAUGCGCAGCACCAGAUGGGCAUCCGCCCGCAUGACUACAUCCCGGUUCAGUACAGCAACGAGAUUAGCUUCACGCAGGAGGUGAUGAAGUUCCUGCCGACCAUUGUGCUGAUCGGUUUCCUGCUCAUGACGAUGCGUGGUGUUGGUGGCGGUGCCGGCGGCGGUGGUGGCGGUAUCGGCAACAUCUUCAAGGUCGGCAAGAGUCCGGCCAAGAAGAUCACCAAGGAGGACAUCAAGAUCUCUUUCAAGGACGUGGCCGGUGUGGACGAGGCCAAGAAGGAGAUCAUGGAGUUCGUGGACUUCCUUCGCAAUCAGAAGCGCUUCACGGAGCUCGGUGCGAAGAUCCCCAAGGGCGCGCUGCUUGUUGGCCCGCCCGGCACGGGUAAGACGCUGCUGGCGAAGGCUACCGCUGGUGAGGCCAGCGUGCCUUUCUUCAGCAUCUCCGGUUCGGAUUUCAUUGAGAUGUUCGUCGGUGUGGGUCCGUCCCGUGUGCGUGACCUGUUCAAGGAGGCGCGCGCGAAUGCCCCGUGCAUCGUGUUCAUUGACGAAAUCGAUGCUGUGGCCCGCGCACGUAGCAAGGGAAACUUCUCGGGCGGCAACGACGAGCGUGAGAACACGCUGAACCAGUUGCUGGUCGAGAUGGAUGGUUUCAACUCGAGCGAGGGUGUGGUGGUGCUUGCUGGUACGAACCGCGCCGAUAUCCUUGACAAGGCCAUCCUGCGUCCCGGACGAUUCGACCGCCAGAUCACUGUGGACGUCCCGGACAUCAAGGGCCGUCGCGAGAUCUUCAAGGUGCAUCUCCAGGGCUUGACGCUGGACGGCAACGUGGACGACUUCGCCCGUCGAAUGGCUGCUCUCACCCCCGGCUUUGCUGGUGCCGAGAUUGCUAACAUCUGUAACGAAGCCGCCAUUGUGGCCGCACGACGGAAUGGCUCGAGCAUCUCAUUCAAGGACUUCGAGCAGGCCACGGACCGUGUGAUCGGUGGACUGGAGACGAACCGCAUCAUGUCGCCCGAGGAGAAGAAGACGGUGGCCUACCACGAGGCUGGCCACGCUGUGGCCGGCUGGUUCUUGGAGCACGCCGACCCGCUGCUGAAGGUGACCAUUGUCCCGCGUGGCAAGGGUUCGCUCGGCUACGCGCAGUACCUUCCCAAGGAGGUGGCGCUGCACAGCCGCGAGGCCCUGACUGACAUGAUGUGCAUGGCCCUCGGUGGCCGCGCGUCGGAGCACGUGAACUUUGAUGGUCGGAUCACGACGGGCGCUUCCGAUGACCUGCGCCGUGUGACGCAGAUCGCGUACUCUAUGGUGCAGUUGUACGGUAUGAACGACCGUGUUGGCCAGCUCUCGUUCCCCAAGGAGGAGGGCGCCUACCCGGACAAGCUCUACAGUGACAAGACCUCGGAGAUCAUGGACGAGGAGGUGCAGAAGAUCGUACACAACGCGUACGAGCGCACCAAGCACCUGCUGAUGGACAAGCAGAACCAGCUGCACGAGCUGGCCGAGGAGCUGCUGCAGAAUGAGACCAUCAACCACUCGGACAUCGUGCGCGUGCUGGGCCCGCGUCCGUUUGGCGGCAACAAGACAUACAUCGAGUUCGUGGAGGAAUCCUGGAAGGACGCUGACAAAUAUGAAGCGGACAAGGCCAAGGCGCCCGAGGCAACACCCGAGGCGACGGCCGAAGCCAACAGCGACAACAGUAGCGAGGAGAAGAAGUACGAGGAGAAGUCGGAGUCGUCCAGCGAGGGCGACGCCGACGUCGACGCCAAGGACGGUGGCAAGAAGUAG
Molecule: messenger RNA, 2703 nt
Organism: Phytophthora sojae
Lineage: Eukaryota; Oomycota; Peronosporomycetes; Peronosporales; Peronosporaceae
Exons: 3
Coding region: 1-2703 (900 amino acids)
Biological process (GO): protein-containing complex assembly; mitochondrial protein processing
Cellular component (GO): membrane; m-AAA complex
Molecular function (GO): ATP hydrolysis activity; metalloendopeptidase activity; ATP-dependent peptidase activity
Source: RefSeq, a predicted model, not a curated record